AUGUCAGAAGGCCCGGAGCAGCAGCAGGAUGAAGACUCCCAUAGCUCCUUUGUGGCAGAAGAUAGUCAGCAGUGUGCAGUUCUUACAGAUUCUGUUUGUGCUGAUCUUUUUCCAAGGGCAAAACAGAUUCUGCUACCAUCUAAUUCAGAGGCAGAGGUUCCCCAUCUUCAGGAGCUGCCGAAUCUGUGUGACUUACCACCUGUAGGUCAGUUUUCCCAGGUGUACUGGCCAAACCAAUGUGAAGUCAUCAGGGACAGAAUUGAGCACAUUGAUUGGAUACCCACUACCCCUGAGCCGAUGUACACUCCAACAGGUUUGGAGAUGAUGCCACCAUACCAACCUCCUGACAAGGGCACUGUGGUUUAUCUGGGAGAAGAAGCUAACACAGACUCCUGCUUCAUGUAUUCCCGAGUGAGAGGUCUCUGCCCCAUGAAGCAGGUCCUCCAUCAGAAACUGGACAACACGCUCAUCUUUGAAGCACGGUUCGAGAGUGGGAAUUUGCAGAAGGUGGUUAAAGUUAAUGACUUUGAGUACCAGCUGACCCUGCGCACCGACCUCUACACGAACAGACACACGCAGUGGUACUAUUUCCAAGUCAGCAAUACUCAGGCAGGGGUGCCGUAUCGCUUCACCAUUGUCAACUUUACCAAGCGUAACAGCCUGUAUAAACAUGGUUUGCGGCCACUGUUGUACUCAGAAGUUGAUGCUAAGCAGCACAGUGUUGGCUGGCGAAGGACAGGAAAUGAAAUCAAAUAUUAUAAAAACAAUGUGGGCGAAGGUGGACGUCGGUAUUUCUCACUCACUUGGACGUUCCAGUUUCCUCAUGACAGAGACACCUGCUAUUUUGCCCACUGCUAUCCUUACACCUACUCCAACCUGCAGGAGUACCUGGUGGACAUCUCUAAAGAUCCAGUGAGGUCCAAGUUCUGCAAGAUUCGUAUCUUGUGCCGUUCCCUGGCAGGAAACAUAGUGCAUGUCUUAACUAUCACCAACCCUCCUGAAAGUGGCAACGACACAAAGAGGAAGGCUGUGAUACUAACUGCGAGAGUGCAUCCAGGAGAAACCAACAGUUCCUGGAUAAUGAAGGGAUUUCUGGAUUACAUUCUUGGCAAUUCAGACAAAGCUCAACGGCUCCGGGACACUUUUGUCUUCAAAGUGGUUCCAAUGUUAAAUCCAGAUGGUGUGAUUGUGGGAAAUCAUCGCUGCUCUUUAACUGGACAGGACUUAAACCGCAAAUACAGAUCCAAGGUGAAGAAAUGUUAUCCUUCCAUCUGGUAUACCCGAAACAUGAUCAGAAGAGUAAUGGAGGAACGUGACAUUUUUCUGUAUUGUGACAUCCAUGGUCACAACAGAAAACAAAAUGUCUUCAUGUAUGGUUGUGAGAAAGAGCAGCAACCAAAAGCACCGGACUUGCAGCCACGUGCCUUUCCACUCUUGCUGAGCAAGAACUGCCCAGAGAAGUUCUCAUUCCCAGACUGCCGUUUCAGAGUACGAAAGAGCAAAGAAGGUACAGGUCGAGUUGUAAUGUGGAAGAUGGGCAUCAACAACAGCUACACUUUGGAAGCCUCUAUUUGUGGCUCUAAGUUGGGCUGGAGACAAAGCACCCAUUUUGAUAUGAAAGACUUAGAGUCAAUAGGACAGCGUUUCUGUGAUGCUCUCUUGAACUACUCUGUUCAUAAUGAGGAACAAGAGAAAGUAGUGAGACAGCAAACUAAGGUGAAAUCUGAAGUCCUCAAUUCUGAUAUAUACUGGGAUUCCAGCAGUCAAACUUCUGACAGCUCAGACUCCUGUGAUCUUCCUGCACACGGGCAAAAACUAGGCACUAAGAAAGAAAACAAAACAUCAGGAGAUCAUUUUAACGGUAUUGCUAAGGACAGAAGUCAUGAAAGCAAAAAUAUGCCAGGCACUGAAACUCAACAUAAGAUAUUUCAGGAAUCUGACCCAGUAGAAAAAGAAAAGUGAGCGUUCCAAGAAAGAUAAAUACAGAGUUCAUUGGCUGGAAUUUCACUCAGUCCCUGCAGUUGGAAGAGCCAAUUUUUCUUUCCUUUAAACUGUCUUCAGAUAAUUAUAUUUGGCUUUACUGUUUGGGAACAGUCUCAUU
Messenger RNA from Cygnus atratus (black swan), 2101 nucleotides. RefSeq names its product AGBL carboxypeptidase 3 (gene AGBL3). Bases 1 to 1962 code for a protein of 653 amino acids. Gene Ontology annotation, biological process: proteolysis. Lineage: Eukaryota; Metazoa; Chordata; Aves; Anseriformes; Anatidae. The record is from RefSeq and is a predicted model, not a curated record. The transcript is spliced from 14 exons. Gene Ontology annotation, molecular function: metallocarboxypeptidase activity; zinc ion binding.